AUGGACGUCAAAGCCUCGAAGUCAGUCAUGUCGUUUGACAUAAAAGACAAAAAAACGCACCGAUUCAUUCUGGUUCAACUUCUAGUCAUACUUUCAUUCACGUCUUACACAGCAACUCUUCUGCAUCUGCCAAGGAUGAAAAAGAAGCUGGUACUGCCUCACCCAUGUGUUGAAAUCACGACACCGUCGGCGUUGAUCACACAAGGCAACGACACAUUCUCCUUUCCCUCGGUUCUCACAACCAGUGAGACACAAAGGCAUGGUUAUUCCGCUGCUUUACUAUGUGGCGAUGUCUGGCUAGCUCUCAGUCUCAUGGCUGGCACUGAUGCCUUCUGGGUCGUGGCAACUUUUAACCACACCCUCAUGAAGAACUGGCACUACUUUGUCAGCCUACGUAUGAUGGCAUUGGCAUCCAUUAUAUCAUUCUGUCUGUAUAUACCGUCGAGUUGGGGCACUAAGAACAGUCGACUUCAAGACUACUCACUAGCACUGUGUCUAUCCAGCCUCGCGUAUUUCCUCUUCAACUAUGCAUUGUCAAGAGUAUAUCGACGUCCACCGAGCACUCUUAUCAACGCCCAUUUUGGAACACUCCAACAGUACAGCGAUAAGAUGAGUCGCUUCUCGUUCGGUUGGAGUCGUGCGCUGCAGGUUUCUGCGAUUAUCUGUUCGUUUCCAAUAGUGCUGACUGCGAUUAUGCCUUCGGGAUGGGUGACUGUCAUCCCACUGCUGACUAUUCCAUUCGAGUCAAUUCUACUCGCCUCAAGAAAGUUGGGAAGAAGCCCAGAGUUCAUACUCAGCGGUGGAGUCUUCAUCCACGCAGUCUGCUUCACACAUUGGGGUCUUUCACAAGUAGCGUCAAGCCCACGACUGGUUCUCUCACCAUCAGUGUUUCUCGCGCUUGUAGUUGUAGGACGCCUAAUCCUGGACUUGCAUCUACAAUCUUCAUCGCUCAGAUACCCAGAGUUUCUUUGGGUGCGGAAAGAGGUUCUCAUCUCUACAGAAAGCCUUUUGGCUAUUUGUGCCGUUUCUCUAACAUCAGAGACGUUUGGGCUCCCUGUGGUCACCUACUGCAAGUUGUUCAUCAUACCUGUAUUUUACUCGGUUAGCUUGUUAGGUGUAGCGACGCCUGCAGCAUACAGUAUCGUCACGAAAAAGAUAAAGCUUUAA
Fusarium graminearum PH-1 is the source of this 1167-nucleotide messenger RNA. RefSeq lists its product as uncharacterized. Bases 1 to 1167 code for a protein of 388 amino acids. The transcript has 2 exons. Lineage: Eukaryota; Fungi; Ascomycota; Sordariomycetes; Hypocreales; Nectriaceae. The record is from RefSeq and is a predicted model, not a curated record.